AUGGCAGAUAUUUGCGGUGCAAAGUUUCGUCUUUUAACAUGGAUAAGGUACUCAGCAUUUAUGGUUUUAUAUCCAACUGGGAUUUCCGGUGAAAUUCUAUUGGUAUUAGGUGGGAUAAAAAGUCUGAAAGAAACUGGGAAAUACUCAGUUAAUCUUCCAAACGCCUUAAAUUGUUCAUUCAGUUAUUUGGUCGUUUUAGUAGUUGCACUCAUAAUCUACGUUCCAGGUUCUAAAACCAUGUAUACACAUAUGUUGCGUCAAAGGAAGAAAAUAUUAUGGAAGAAGGACUAA
Molecule: messenger RNA, 291 nt
Organism: Trichobilharzia regenti
Lineage: Eukaryota; Metazoa; Platyhelminthes; Trematoda; Strigeidida; Schistosomatidae
Source: the annotation of a GenBank genome assembly